AUGACUGCCAGCCGAAGUAUGGCGGCAAGAAAGGCUUACAGUGAUCACGAAGUGGUCGUGAAAAAUGGCUAUCCAAAGCUACCGUUUCUUAUCGGAGUCGCAGGAGGAACUGCUUCUGGAAAGUCUUCAGUGUGUGCCAAGAUUAUGGAAGAACUUGGUCAGUAUGAAGUAUUAGAUAAAAAACAGCGACAAGUGGCUUCUAUCAGUCAAGAAAGUUUUUACCGAAAUCUGACAGAGGCUGAAAAGCUGAAAGCUGACAAAGGACUUUUCAACUUUGAUCAUCCUGUUGCUAUAAGUUUGAUUGUCCAGCACAUUAAAGACAUCUUGAAUGGUGUUAUGAAACCUUUCAACUGCAACGGCAAUGGUAAAGGCAAAAUAAUACAGAAACACAGCUCAGACGUGUCGGCCAGUACCACAUCCAGCACCGGUAGACCUCACUAG
Messenger RNA from Saccoglossus kowalevskii, 441 nucleotides. RefSeq names its product uridine-cytidine kinase 2-B-like. NCBI's taxonomy places the organism in Eukaryota, Metazoa, Hemichordata, Enteropneusta, Harrimaniidae. The record is from RefSeq and is a predicted model, not a curated record. Gene Ontology annotation, molecular function: kinase activity; ATP binding.